Fraxinus pennsylvanica is the source of this 1128-nucleotide messenger RNA. Lineage: Eukaryota; Viridiplantae; Streptophyta; Magnoliopsida; Lamiales; Oleaceae. The record is from the annotation of a GenBank genome assembly.
AUGUUAUUUACAAGGGGACUGUCCCGUAUAUCGAGGACAUGUUACUGCCGGCGUCAAUGGGCUUUUUCUUCUUUACGUAAUAACGAGCAGCAAUUGAUCCAGCACCACAACCAGUUUCUCUCCCCCUCGCACUCUUCUGAAGAGGUUUGGCAUUUCAGAGGAAUUCAUUCUUUGGUUUCCAGUGCACUAAGUGGCGCGGGACAACAAGCUCCCGAUCAAAGUAGUUCUGUAAUUGAGGAGCAAUUAGAUCCAUUUUCUCUAGUUGCCGAUGAAAUGUCAAUUCUUGCGAAUAAUUUAAGGUCCAUGGUAGUUGCAAAGGUCCCAAAGCUUGCCACUGCUGCAGAGUACUUCUUCAAGAUGGGAGUAGAAGGAAAGAGAUUCCGACCCAUGGUUUUAUUGUUGAUGGCAACAGCUUUAAAUGUGCCAAUAUCUAUAAAACCUGCUGCUGCUACUGUUGAUACUUUGCCCACAGAAUUACGCUCAAGACACCAAUGUCUGGCUGAGAUCACAGAGAUGAUUCAUGUUGCCAGCCUCUGUCAUGAUGAUGUGUUGGAUGAUGCUGAUACUAGGCGUGGGAUUGGUUCAUUGAACUUCGUGAUGGGGAAUAAGAUAGCUGUAUUGGCCGGAGACUUCCUGCUUUCUAGAGCUUGUUUGGCACUUGCCUCUUUGAGGAAUACCGAGGUUGUAACCCUCAUGGCAACAGCUGUUCAGCAUCUUGUUAACGGCGAGACCAUGCAAAUGACCACUUCAGUUGAUCAACGUUAUAACAUGGAGUACUAUAUGCAAAAGACAUACUACAAAACCGCAUCACUGAUUUCAAAUAGCUGCAAGGCAAUUGCUCUUCUUGCUGGGCAAUCAGCGGAAGUUUCAAUUUUGGCUUAUGAGUAUGGCAAAAAUUUGGGGCUAGCAUAUCAAUUAAUAGACGACAUUCUUGACUUCACUGGCACAUCAACUUCGCUCGGGAAGGGAUCCUUGUCCGACAUUCAUCACGGCAUUAUUACUGCUCCAAUAUUGUUCGCUAUGGAGGAGUUUCCUGAGCUCCGGGCUGUUGUUGAUCGUGGAUUCGACAAUCCUGCGAAUGUGGAUCUUGCACUGGAAUACGACCCUUUCUCAGCACCUUAUGUCUGA